This is a messenger RNA of Thyridium curvatum, 495 nucleotides long. RefSeq lists its product as uncharacterized. Lineage: Eukaryota; Fungi; Ascomycota; Sordariomycetes; Thyridiales; Thyridiaceae. The coding region runs from base 1 to 495 and encodes 164 amino acids. The transcript has a single exon. Gene Ontology annotation, molecular function: N-acetyltransferase activity. The record is from RefSeq and is a predicted model, not a curated record.
AUGGCAGCUGGGGAAGUCACCUUCCGGAGCCAUCGACCAGGCGACAUUGGCUGGGUCAUCUACAGACACGGCGUUCUGUACUGCGACAAAUGGGGAUGGGACCCGCGCUUCGAGGGCCUGGUCGCCAGGAUCAUGGCCACGUUCCUCGACAACUAUGACCCCGACGCCGAAAGGGGGUUCAUCGCGGAACAAGACGGCAAGAUCCUGGGGUGUAUUUUCGUUGUCAAGGAGCCCGGAACGGAGGCCUGUGCGAGACUGCGGGUAUUGCUUGUUGAGCCGGAAGCGAGAGGCCUUGGGCUCGGAAAACAACUUGUGCAAAAGUCUGUCGAUUUUGCCCGGGAGAAGAACUACAAGAAAGUGAUUCUCUCGACCCAGAGCGUCCUGACCCCUGCGAGGCAGCUAUACACCAAGAUCGGCUUCAAGCGAUUGUACGAGGAGACGGGGCACUUUACGACACCAGAGUCCAAGGGAGAAGUCUGGGAACUGGAGCUUUGA